Molecule: messenger RNA, 1170 nt
Organism: Capsella rubella
Lineage: Eukaryota; Viridiplantae; Streptophyta; Magnoliopsida; Brassicales; Brassicaceae
Exons: 5
Coding region: 9-1010 (333 amino acids)
Source: RefSeq, a predicted model, not a curated record
UGGAUGCAAUGGGAGAGGAGAACAUUGAUGUACAAUCUGGUGCAGCAAUGUGUUUGGCUAGGAUGGUGGAUGCAGGAGCCGGCCCUUUGAUUACUUCCUUCACAUCGUUUUUUCCUAGGAUCAACAAGCUGUUGACCAGCUCCAAAUUCUUUGCUAUUGGUUCCCUUUCUCCUGUUGUUACACGUUUGUCUCAGCACCUUCCUAAGGUCAAGUGGGGAGAACCAAAGCCUGCUAAGGCAGAGUGGAUAAAAAGCUUUUUGAAGAUGCAUGAAGUGGAUGAAGCUAUAAUAGAAGCUGUUCUGUCCCAAACGCCAUAUAGCCGUAUCGACAGAAAAAUGUGUGCACCUAAUAAUGAAAUCUUCCUGCAGUGGGACGUUCAAGAGACAAAACCAGAAGAAGAUGCUGUCACUGAAACUUGGGAUUGGAAACUUGCAGCUGGUAUUGUUAGAAACCAAUUAGAUCACGACAAUUGUCCUGACGAUGCAGAAUAUAGCUGCGUCUCCCAACGACGAGAUCGGUGUCCUUCGCAGCUAGACAAGAUUCCUAAAGAGUUGGAGGUGAUUGAGUCUAAUGAUUUGAAAGAUUUGUACAGAAUGUUGCGCACACAGCCCGUUACAGCCAAUGUCCAUUUCUUCAGUCCGGAAUUGGAUGACAUUGGCUCGGGAAUAUAUGUUGGCUGUUCCUGUAAUGGGUCAGAAUACAUGGGAUUACGCUCUAUCAUCGUCGUCGCGAUUACUAGAGAGAGGAAUAAGCUCGUGGCUGUUGUAAAGUCCAGCCACGGGACAACAAAUGGCGUUUUCCGUUACAUGUUUGUUUCUCUGACUCGGAUGCUAGUUGGUGUCGGAUACCGUGGAACCAAAGGUAUUCGUGGUAUUCGUGGUCUCCGCAAACUUGUUAAAGUAAAGUCUCCAUCCUACCUUCUCAGAGAUUUCACGUAUCUCGAAAUGCCGCUAAAAUCAGAGAGUGAGAAAAGCAAAAGGAAGAAAAGAAAGGUUAUGGACUGCAAGUGAACGCCUGCUCUUGGCUCUUCUGGAGGAGGAGGUGAUGACCAAAAGUGAAGAACUCUCGACACCAACUCUAUCUCUCUGAACUCUAAACUCUCUGAACUCUAUCUCUCUAAACUCUCUCUAUCUCUCGGGUCUGUCUAAAACGUAAAAACUUAUGGAUAUG